This is a messenger RNA of Solea solea (common sole), 2498 nucleotides long. RefSeq names its product sphingosine 1-phosphate receptor 3. Gene Ontology annotation, cellular component: membrane. Gene Ontology annotation, molecular function: sphingosine-1-phosphate receptor activity. The coding region runs from base 306 to 1466 and encodes 386 amino acids. The transcript is spliced from 2 exons. The record is from RefSeq and is a predicted model, not a curated record. Gene Ontology annotation, biological process: G protein-coupled receptor signaling pathway. Lineage: Eukaryota; Metazoa; Chordata; Actinopteri; Pleuronectiformes; Soleidae.
UGACUUCCAGCCAAGUCCAGUCCGCUGAACUCUCCAGUUUAGAUUCAGCAAAAAAAAAAGAAGAAAGAUGAGGAGCUGCCGCUCUGUCCCAGUGAACUGCGAGGAGCGAGGAGGAAUAAAAGCUUUAAACCACAGCGGUUUUCAAACCCGGAAAAUGGACGAGUCAGCAGUGAAACGCAGCGUCAGUGUGAGCUGAAGUUAGAAAAGUCUGCGAGCAUCCAAAGGUCCUCCCCUGCCUCGGCUGAACACACACCUGAUGACCCGUUCACCUCUGACCUUCAGUGUCAGCAGCCGGUGCCGCGAAGAUGAUCAACCCUCAGAUUUACCUCCACUACAACUACACGGGGAAGCUGGAGCACCGCGCCGGCGUCGGCACGAGCCCCGGCACCGUGGACACCAAGACCGUCGUGUUCCUGAUCGUGUGCAGCCUCAUCGUCCUGGAGAACCUGGCCGUGUUGGUGGCUAUAUGGAGGAAUCACCGGUUCCACAACCGCAUGUACUACUUCAUCGGCAACCUGGCGCUGUGCGACAUGCUGGCCGGAGUUGCUUACCUGGUCAACCUGCUGCUGUCAGGGGAAAAGACCCUGCAGCUCUCACCUGCUCUCUGGUUUGUCAGAGAGGGCAGCAUGUUUGUGGCACUCGGCGCGUCCAUUUUCAGCCUCCUGGCUAUUGCUAUCGAGAGACACCUGACUAUGAUCAAAAUGAGGCCCUAUGAUGCCAACAAGAACUACCGAGUGUUUCUGCUCAUCGGGACCUGCUGGCUGAUUGCCAUAGGUCUUGGAGCGUUGCCUAUUCUUGGCUGGAACUGUCUGCACAACCUCCCAGACUGCUCCACCAUCCUCCCUCUCUACACCAAGAAAUAUGUGGCCUUCUGUAUCACGGUUUUCAUGCUCUUGCUCUUAGCCAUGUCGGUCCUUUACGCCCGCAUCUACAUCCUGGUGAAGUCCAGCAGCCAAAAGGUGAGCAAGCACAGCAACUCGGAGCACGCCAUGUCCCUGCUGCGCACGGUCAUCAUCGUGGUUGGCGUCUUCAUCGCCUGCUGGACGCCCAUCUUCGUCCUGCUCCUGGUGGAUGUGGCGUGUAAGCUGCGCUGCCCCAUCCUCUACAAAGCGGACUGGUUCAUUGGGGUGGCCGUGCUCAACUCCGCCAUGAACCCGAUCAUCUACACGCUGGCAAGUCGGGAAAUGAGGCGGGCCUUCGUGGGUCUCGUGUGUGGCGUCUGCUACAGGAGGAAGGCCGUGAGCGGCAGCGGGAACAAGCAGUCUCUGGAGCCCAGCCGCAGCAGGAGCAAGUCCUGGAGCAGCCAGAACAACCCCAACCAGAACCAGAACCAGCAGGGCCCCAGGCAGACGGGACUGGAGAGGGAGCAGGAGACGGACGCGGCCCACGGCGAGGUGUCAGUGGUGGCAGGAGGGGCCACGCAGGGUGUUCACGAGAGUGAAAGAAUGAAAGAGGGGAGCGAGUGACGUGCAGAGAGAAGGUGAGCGUGGUGCUAAUACGUCCUCAAGAAACUGUGUGGAGCGACCGAUCGAGAACUAAGGAUUUUUCCUGAAUGAAAUGUGGACUUCCGGCCCACAGCUGCAGGACAGCGGUCUCUCCUUUGUGCUUCAUAUUCUUAUAUCUGCGUCAACCAUAAUCUGAGAGUUUCAUUUGCACGUGACAUUAGACGGACGUAUACGGGCUAGCGUGAAGGUCAUCGUUCGUCACUAAUGUGUGAGGAACUUGGUGUUUUGGAGCUGUUUUUUUGCAGAAGGUUUUGCAGGACGAUGAUGGGAAACAUUUCCUCUGCAACUCAAAAGAAAGUGCAAUUAUAGUACUGCAAAAACAGUGUCACGAAGAACGAUUGUAUAUAUGUUAUUAUAAGUAAGUAAUUUAUUAUUCUGUCGUUUUGUAUUAACCCAGUAAUGCUAUAGAAUAGAACGCCACGCAGUUACAGCAAAGUGCUCCGUAAGUACUUUACUGGAGAUGUACUGUAAGACUGUGGGCGACAUCAGCGGCGUCAUGUUUCUUAACCGCUGUGCAGACAAACUGAUGCUCUUCACACAGCAGUCGCAGCAGCUUUGAGCUACAGCAGGGCUCCCUCUGCUGGUUAAUGAUGGCGGUUCACACUAUGCUGCAUGUUCAAUAUGAAAUCCACACAGUAGUAGUCACAUGUUUUAAUACGCUUUGAGUUCGUCCUUGUGUGUGUUUAUAUGUGAUGAGGGACGUGUUUAGACGCAUGGGAAUGCUGCAUGUGAACUGAAGUGUAGACCUGAUUCAUGAAGAGUCAGAAAGUAGAACUCUUAUAUGUUCUUAUAAGGAGGAUUCACGUUUAUGUGGCCUGUAGAAAGAGCUGCUUUGCCUAGUCGUGUUUGUUGAAUCCUCCCCAUGUCGUGAAAUUACACAAUUACACAAAUAUUCCUCUGAUUUCUGUCUAUGCAGAGAUUUAAUUCUUGUAUUUCCAGGUUAAAAAGACAUUGAUUUUUUUUGUGACUAUAAAGCCCUAAAUGAAAACAUUG